Messenger RNA from Thrips palmi, 560 nucleotides. RefSeq lists its product as uncharacterized. Bases 159 to 491 code for a protein of 110 amino acids. NCBI's taxonomy places the organism in Eukaryota, Metazoa, Arthropoda, Insecta, Thysanoptera, Thripidae. The record is from RefSeq and is a predicted model, not a curated record. The transcript has 2 exons.
GAGUCGGCCGGCAGGUACACCCUAAACAGGUCGCGCUGCUGAUUUCAGAAUGUGACUCCCGGAGGCGCCGGGCCAGCUUGUCCUCGCGCCGUAGCCGCCUCAAAGAAGGCCCUGGGCAUCUCGACAUCAAGACAGCUAGACAGCGAAAGGCCAGCGGCAUGUCUCCACUGCUCUGGACGUCAGCGCAAGACAAGUCCGACGCGCACACGACACCAGCUCACCACGACGACGACGAGGAAGAUGUCGUCGACGACGAGGCGGUCCUGGUGCAAAGUCCGACGGCGCUGACGGCGUCCUCGGGCUUGGCGACGAGGAUGCUGCAGUACGCGGGCCAGCUCUGGUCCAGCGCCGAGCAGGGCACCAGUGCUGCGGGCAGGCAGAUGGGCCGGCACGCCGCCGUCAUCCCGAGCAGCGCGCCGCCACUGACGUCGCCGCCCGCCUUGGCCGCCAUCAGGAAGGCCGUGCACCUGCUCAAGGAGAAGCAGGACUAGAAGCCGUCGACGAGUUGCCCGUCGACGAGGUCACCGUCGACGAGGUCGCCGUCGACGAGGUCGCCGUCG